Messenger RNA from Tribolium madens (black flour beetle), 1103 nucleotides. RefSeq names its product dual specificity protein phosphatase 14. The transcript is spliced from 4 exons. Lineage: Eukaryota; Metazoa; Arthropoda; Insecta; Coleoptera; Tenebrionidae. Gene Ontology annotation, molecular function: MAP kinase tyrosine/serine/threonine phosphatase activity. Gene Ontology annotation, cellular component: cytoplasm. The coding region runs from base 129 to 797 and encodes 222 amino acids. Gene Ontology annotation, biological process: protein dephosphorylation. The record is from RefSeq and is a predicted model, not a curated record.
AGACUAUCACAAUACAGUUUAGUUUAGUUUGUGUUUAGGAAAAUUCUUAUUUAUCUUGAAAGUGAGCGGUUCAGUGGCUUGCUUCAACACUUUCACUGAAAAAUUUCCUGAAUUGUUUCGGACAAGGGAUGGAAAUCGAGCAGACGUUUCAGGAUUUUAAGGAUAACGCCGUCCAAGAAAUCUUCAAGGAAUGUAUGAGUGUCGAGAUUGAUUCAAGAUCGCAGUCGAUGAUGAUGUUACUUCCCGGUGCCAUUUCGCAAUUGACCGACCAUUUAAUCCUGACUUCUGCUUCAUCUGUCAACACUAAUGUCCUUGAUGCACUUAAUAUCACUUGUGUGAUUAACGUAGCGCCAGAAUUGCCAGACGCGCCACUGCACAGAAGCGACAUCGUUUAUCACAAGAUUCCCGUUUUGGAUUCGGGGAAUUCCAGGAUUUACGCGUAUUUUGACGAAGCGGCCGACUUGAUACACCAAGUGGCCAAUUCUGGGGGAAAAACUUUGAUUUAUUGUGUUGCCGGCGUCAGCAGAUCGGCUAGUGUCUGUUUGGCCUACCUUAUGAAACACCAAGGCUUGACACUUUUGGAAGCCUACAACUAUGUCAAGUUAAGGAGGCCAAAAAUUAAGCCAAACUGCGGAUUUUUCAAACAACUAAUUGAAUAUGAAAAAGACAUUUUUGGGGACAAUACUGUUAGGAUGAUUUUUAAUGAGUUUGUACAAAUGGAAAUACCGGAUAUCUACGACUGUGAUUACCAGUUUGUCAGCCAUUUUACCAAGAAGAAACGAAACCAAAGAUUUUAAAAUUUGGUUAAUUAUUCCAAGCAAGGUGCAUUUUGCGACAGACAAUGACAUCAUAUUGAUGUCCAGUGUAACGAAUUUUGUGUGUGUUUAAUGAGUUUCGAUUAAUUCAGACAGAUUUUGCAAAUGUGUAACAAAUAAAUUAAAAUUUUAGUUUAUUUUUAAUGAGUGUCUGAAUUAAUCCCAUUACAUAACAAUUUUUGUAAAAACAUUAUCUGUGUUUCUUUUGUACUGAUACCAUAUAAGGGACCAACUUUAUUUAUUGUGUUUUAUGUACAUAAUUUUUAUUUAAUAAAAAAAUUGACUCAA